CUCGGGUUCAAUCCAGUGCGGGCCUGCUCUUGAUAAGGUACGGACGUAGCCAUGGCUGCGUUGGUGUGUGUAAAACGCGUUUUGAGUACAUGUGCUGGAAAAACUGGUUUACGAUGCAUGUCGCAUUAUCCUAUUGAUGAACAUGUGUUUGGAUUGUCUAGUGAGCAACAGCAGUUGCGCCAAGCGGUCUUCGAUUUCGCAAAAAAGGAAUUAGCACCAAAGGCAGCUGAAAUCGACAAGAAUAACUCAUUCUCGGAACUAAGGGAAUUUUGGAAGAAACUAGGCAAUUUAGGAGUUUUAGGAAUAACGGCCAGUCCCGAUUAUGGCGGCACCGGCGGGAAAUACUCAGACCACUGUGUUAUUAUGGAAGAGCUUUCCAGAGCUGCAGGUGGCAUCGCGCUGUCGUAUGGAGCCCAUUCCAACCUGUGCGUCAACCAAAUCAACAGAAAUGGUACACAUGAGCAGAAAAGCAAAUAUUUGCCCAAACUAUGCUCAGGAGAACACAUAGGCGCGCUAGCGAUGUCGGAGCCCGGAGCCGGCAGCGACGUCGUUUCCAUGAAGCUACGAGCCGACAAAAAGGGCGACUACUACGUGCUCAAUGGAAACAAGUUCUGGAUCACGAAUGGACCGGACGCUGAUGUUUUAGUGGUAUAUGCUAAAACCGACACAACUACGGCCAAGCCACAGCACGGCAUAACUGCAUUUUUAAUAGAAAAGGGUCUCCCUGGGUUCACCACUGCCCAAAAACUGGACAAAUUAGGAAUGCGUGGCUCUAACACAUGUGAACUGGUGUUCGAAGACUGUAAGGUCCCAGCUUCGAACAUCCUAGGCGAGCUGAACAAAGGCGUAUACGUACUCAUGUCCGGAUUAGACCUGGAGCGCUUAGUGCUAGCCGCUGGGCCUGUGGGUCUCAUGCAAGCCGCCGUUGACGCGGCAUUCGAAUAUGCACACACUAGGAAACAAUUUGGGAGGAAUAUUGGCGAGUUUCAAUUGAUGCAGGGCAAAAUGGCCGACAUGUACACGACACUAAGCGCGUGCCGCAGUUAUUUAUACAGCGUGGCCCGAGCCUGCGACGAAGGUCACGUGAACAGCAAAGAUUGUGCCGGGGUCAUCCUUUACUGCGCGGAGAAGGCUACGCAAGUUGCACUAGACGCCAUCCAGAUACUAGGUGGCAAUGGGUACAUUAACGACUACCCUACUGGAAGAAUUCUAAGGGAUGCCAAGCUUUACGAAAUUGGUGCUGGGACAUCGGAAGUCAGAAGAAUGUUGAUUGGACGUGCCUUGAACAAUGAAUAUAAAUGAACUGUGUUGAUAAUAAUAAAUUUUAUAUUAAAUGUUGAGUUUUAAC
This is a messenger RNA of Leguminivora glycinivorella, 1348 nucleotides long. It is a transcript of the gene Ivd, whose product is annotated as isovaleryl-CoA dehydrogenase, mitochondrial. Gene Ontology annotation, molecular function: flavin adenine dinucleotide binding; 3-methylbutanoyl-CoA dehydrogenase activity. Gene Ontology annotation, biological process: L-leucine catabolic process. Bases 52 to 1302 code for a protein of 416 amino acids. Lineage: Eukaryota; Metazoa; Arthropoda; Insecta; Lepidoptera; Tortricidae. The transcript is spliced from 9 exons. The record is from RefSeq and is a predicted model, not a curated record. Gene Ontology annotation, cellular component: mitochondrion.